CAGACCUAGCACAGAAUUCCGCAUUGUUUACCUCGCUGCUAAAGUUUUUAGCGGAACUCCAUUUAUUGUAGUAAUAAUAGUAGAACAAAUCUCAAGUAAUAAUGACUGCCGUUCCGCCCCCUUCCAACAUCUCCACCCUGAUGCCGUUGGAACUGGUGGACAAAUGCAUCGGCUCCCGCAUCCACAUCAUCAUGAAGAACGACAAGGAGAUGGUGGGCACUCUUCUGGGAUUCGACGACUUCGUAAAUAUGCUCUUGGACGACGUGACGGAGUAUGAGAAUACGCCCGAUGGUCGCCGCAUCACCAAACUGGAUCAAAUUCUGCUCAAUGGCAACAACAUCACAAUGUUGGUGCCUGGCGGCGAGCUGGCGGAGUAAGAAGGUUUCAUUUAUGAACAUAAAUACAUUUGUAAAAUAAAUCAAGACUUUUUAAUGUGGAA
Messenger RNA from Drosophila biarmipes, 439 nucleotides. RefSeq names its product U6 snRNA-associated Sm-like protein LSm5. Gene Ontology annotation, biological process: mRNA splicing, via spliceosome. Bases 102 to 377 code for a protein of 91 amino acids. Gene Ontology annotation, cellular component: Lsm1-7-Pat1 complex; U6 snRNP; U4/U6 x U5 tri-snRNP complex. The record is from RefSeq and is a predicted model, not a curated record. Lineage: Eukaryota; Metazoa; Arthropoda; Insecta; Diptera; Drosophilidae. Gene Ontology annotation, molecular function: RNA binding. The transcript has 3 exons.